Molecule: messenger RNA, 2700 nt
Organism: Alternaria viburni
Lineage: Eukaryota; Fungi; Ascomycota; Dothideomycetes; Pleosporales; Pleosporaceae
Exons: 3
Coding region: 1-2700 (899 amino acids)
Source: RefSeq, a predicted model, not a curated record
AUGGCGCCAGCAAAGCCCAAAGAUAUCGUAAUCGUAGGGGGAUCUCUAGGCGGCCUUCUGACUGGUGUCGCAUUGAAGCGCCUUCACAAAGAUCUCAACAUCCGCAUAUUCGAACGCAAUCCGACGCCGCUUCUGCAGGAUCAGGGCGCUGGUGUGGUCGCUGGGCAGGACGUACAAAAGUUCUUCAAAGCGCACGACCGAAGUCAAACCACGUUGACGAUCCCGAGUCACCAACGGUUAUAUCUCGAUAAGGAAGGCCAUGUCAUAAGCCGUCACAACCAGGAGCAGCGCAUGACAAGCUGGGAUCUGCUAUACCACCUCCUACGAACGAACUACGAUGGUACUGAGACCGACUACGCGAAAGUACCCACGACGGAAGAAGGGGAGGGAAAGACAUCGUACGAAUAUGGAUGUACGGUUACGAGUGUUGCGACACCAAAACCUGCAUCAUCUCUGGAAUUGGACUUCUCAGAACCCGUCAAGAUCACGAUUCAACACAAAUCCGGAGAGACGUUCUCGACCGAAGCAGACCUCGUAGUCGCAGCCGACGGACCCAGCUCCAGAAUACGCGCCGAAUACUUCCCCGACGUCAAGCGGACGUACGCCGGAUACGUAGCAUGGCGCGGCACAGUACCCGAAACGCAAGUCUCACAGGCUGCCACCGAUGUCUUCGUCGAGAAGUUCCCAUUCUACCACACCGAGGGUAUCCAGAUACUUGCGUAUACUAUACCAGGGAAACACGGGACCACCAAACCUGGCGAGCGAUUGCUGAACUGGGUCUGGUACGUCAACUACAAGGAAGAAUCGCCGGAGCACGUCGAACUCAUGACAGACAACGAGGGAAAGAGACAUCACAUCACACUACCACCGGGUGGAAUUAAGGAGGACGUAUGGAGACGGCAAAAGGCCCUCGCGAAUGAGAUACUGCCACCGCAAUUCGCUGAGCUUGUCAACAAGACUGAGGUACCCUUCGUACAAGCCAUCACAGAUGUCAUCGCGCCGUCUGCCUUGCUAGAAAAUGGUAGAGUCCUAUUGCUCGGCGAUGCGCUUGCUGGUUUCAGACCACACACAGCUGCCAGCACGAACCAGGCUGCUCUAGACGCUAUGAAGCUUGCUGGCGCGGUUGAGAAGGUUAUCGAAGGAGGAGGAAUGGACGCGCUGAAGAAGUGGGAGGAAGAAGUAAUGGAGUAUGGUAAAGAGAUGCAAAGCCACGGUGUGCAGAUGGGCAACCGAAGCCGGUUUGGUGAUCAUCCGAUGCAAAGACUACUCCACUACUUGCCCUCUAAGUAUCCUUCCUACACCGUCUUCCAGAACAACCCUUCUACUUCCUUUCAGUCCUACAAUAUCUACAGAUUCCUUUACUUCUACAUCAUGAACCUGCCUCCCAAGCCACCCGCGCACUUGGACUACUACGAGAUUCUCGGCAUGAAUGAGGUUGCGUCUACUACAGAGAUAGAAGCAGCAUACAAGAGACUGCAACGUAUCCAUCAUCCGGACAGCAAGUGCGCUGGCGCGGAACCCAGCACUGAACUAUUUCAGAACAUUGGCAUCGCCUGGGACACGCUGAAAAGCAGUCAAAGAAGGCGCAAUUACGACAAGUCCCACCCAAGCAUACGACUUGCUUGGAACGCCUACCGUGUGAACCUAGGAGUGUGGGAAGCCGACGAAAGAGAAAGGGCACGGCGUCAGGCAAGACGGCUAGAACGAGAGCGAAAGAUUGCCGCAGAAGAGGCGACACUCCGGAAACAAAAGGAUCAGGAGAUCAAGAGGCUGGCCGAGAUAGCCGCAAAAAGACACGCUGAACGCGUCGAGGCUGAUGAAGCACGUCGCAAAGAGCAAGAAAAGCACGAGAAAGAAAUCCGACGACGCGAGGAAGAAGCUCGGCGCGUUCGAGAGCGACUUCAGGAAGAACGAAGACAGCAGGGGAUAGCUCGAGCCAAGGAAGAGGCCCGCAUAAAGGCUGACUGGGAGAAAGCGCAGAGAGAGAAAAAUCGCACGAAGGGGGCUGGGGUGUCACAACGCGCACCAGAUGAAAGAGACGAGCUGAGAGAACGCUGGCGUCAUGCGAAAGAUCGGACGACAGAGCAAGCUCAUGCAGCCGGACGUAUGAAUGAUGCGGCCGCUAAGGAGAGACUUCGCAAGCAGAAGGAGGAAAUACCCCAACCAAACGAAGACAACCAUAGGCGACAUGCAGAACCUCCUCAGGAAGGUACUCAAGAAACGGAACGGCUGGCCAGAAAACAGCGUGAAGCAGACGAAAGACAGGCUAAAGUUAUCGCCAACGCGCAGAAACGACAAGAAGAAGCAGCUAAAGAGCGACUACGUCGUGAACAACUCCACUCCACGUCGCUGAAGCGGCCCGCCUCCGACGAUGUCGAGGAUGCGCAAGAUAUGGCAGACACCAAGAAGCCUAAAGUUCAAGAGCCCAUGACAUCAGGCCUCCGUAAGCAUAUGGCUCGAGAACAAGCCCGGCGAGUUCAUACCCAGAAACUUCAGGAGGUAGGUGGCCCAGGAAACGAAGAGCGCUUGAGAGACGUCAGUAUCGACUUGGGCUGGAAGUAUGUGGACUACCAAAACGAGGCAUGUCCUCAAUGCCACACGAAAAAAAGUGCGGCGCAAUUCGGUCUAUGGGAGUGUCCGGAAGGAAGGGCAUUGAGAUGCCGACCCUGUCUGGCGGCACUGAGUACGUUCAGUGCUUGA